Pterocles gutturalis (yellow-throated sandgrouse) is the source of this 1047-nucleotide messenger RNA. RefSeq names its product dehydrogenase/reductase (SDR family) member 12 (gene DHRS12). The record is from RefSeq and is a predicted model, not a curated record. NCBI's taxonomy places the organism in Eukaryota, Metazoa, Chordata, Aves, Pterocliformes, Pteroclidae. The transcript has 9 exons.
AUGGGCAGGGAAGGCGGGGGUGUGCUUUACCAUGUGCUGAGGUGUGAGGGGACAGCACUUUUCAACCCUCCCCUGUACUUUUUUGGAAGUAGUCAUUUCUAGUUUCUCAUAGGUGUUUCUGAUUUAUUCAGGAGCGGCUAUGAGUCUGCUUCCAAGAACUUCAAUCCAGACGAUGUGGAGGUGAACGUGGCUGGACGAUCCUUUUUGGUCACCGGCGCAAACAGUGGCAUUGGCAAGGCCACGGCCAAAGAGGUAGCGAGGAGAGGUGGCACAGUUCAUCUGGUUUGUCGAAAUAAGGAACGGGCUGAGGUAGCCAAAGGAGAAAUAGUGACAGAAACGGGCAAUCAGAAUAUCUUCUUGCAUAUUGUGGAUAUGUCUAAUCCCACUGAAAUCUGGAAGUUUUCUGAAAAAUUCAAAAAUGAACAUAAAUUAAAUGUGUUGAUAAACAAUGCAGGAUGUAUGGUGAAUAACAGAGAAUUAACUGAAGAUGGACUUGAAAAAAACUUUGCAACAAAUACUUUGGGUACAUACAUUCUGACAACUGCCCUGCUGCCCCUCCUGGAAGAAGCAGCUGAUGCCAGAGUGAUAACUGUCUCUUCUGGGGGCAUGCUAGUUCAAAAAUUAAAUAUAUGUGACUUGCAGUCCGGAAAUGGGACAUUUGAUGGAACUAUGGUGUAUGCACAAAACAAGAGACAGCAAGUUGUCUUGACAGAACAAUGGGCAAAGACUCACAGAAACAUCCAUUUCUCUGUUAUGCACCCUGGCUGGGCCGACACUCCAGCUGUGAGAUCGUCAAUGCCAGAUUUCUAUCAGAAGAUGAAGAAUAACCUGCGCACAGAGGCCCAGGGAGCUGAUACUGUUGUGUGGUUGGCAGUGUCGUCUGAAGCAACAAAGUUACCGAGCGGCUUGUUCUUUCAAGACAGGCAACCAGUCCCUACACACCUACCCCUGGCAAGCACCCACAGUCCACCAGAAGAUGAGGAGAAGCUGAUGGAAGUGCUGGAAGAAAUCUCCCAGAAGUUUAAAUCCACUUCUACAGGAACUUAG